This is a messenger RNA of Penicillium olsonii, 828 nucleotides long. Lineage: Eukaryota; Fungi; Ascomycota; Eurotiomycetes; Eurotiales; Aspergillaceae. The record is from the annotation of a GenBank genome assembly.
AUGUCUUCCAAGUCGCAACAGACCUAUGGCGCUCGCGCCCAAUCCCACCCCAACCCUCUGGCGCGCAAGCUCUUCCAAGUCGCCGAGGAGAAGAAGAGUAACGUCACAGUGUCCGCGGACGUGACAACCACCAAGGAGCUCCUCGAUCUCGCCGACCGUCUGGGGCCCUACAUUGCCGUGAUCAAGACGCACAUCGACAUCCUCUCCGACUUCAGCCAAGCAACGAUCGACGGACUCAACGCCCUCGCCAGCAAGCACAACUUCCUGAUCUUCGAAGACCGCAAAUUCAUCGACAUCGGCAACACCGUCCAGAAGCAAUACCACCAAGGCACCCUCCGCAUCUCCGAAUGGGCCCACAUCAUCAACUGCUCCAUCCUUCCCGGCGAAGGCAUCGUCGAAGCCCUCGCCCAAACCGCCCAAGACCCCUCCUUCCCCUACGGCUCUGAGCGCGGUCUCCUCAUCCUCGCCGAAAUGACCUCCAAGGGCUCCCUCGCCACCGGCGCCUACACCUCGGCCUCUGUCGACAUCGCCCGCAAGUACCCCAGUUUCGUGCUGGGCUUUGUGUCGACCCGUUCGCUGGGCGAGGUUGAGGCGAGCGAGGCGUCUGCUCAGGACGAGGACUUUGUCGUCUUCACUACUGGUGUCAAUCUUUCUUCGAAGGGCGAUAAGCUCGGCCAGCAGUAUCAGACUCCGCAAUCGGCUGUUGGGCGGGGUGCCGAUUUCAUUAUCUCCGGUCGGGGUAUCUAUGCCGCGGCGGACCCGGUUGAUGCUGCCAAGCAGUACCAGCAGCAGGGCUGGGAGGCGUACUUGGCUCGUGUUUCGCAAUAG